CUAGAGCCCACAAUAUGAAAAUCUUUUGGGCUGUCGAUGGCCUCCUUCAUCGUUCUCCAACAAGGAAAAUUAGUCGGCGGCGAGUUCUACAUGUCAGGUCAAGUAAAUCCCACGGUUCGCCCCCAAGUUAAGAGUGAUUGUACAACCUGUAUCCUCAAUAUGAACUUUGAACCGAGAAAACGGUAUCUGUGCAAACUGCAAUUGUUGAUGGCCAAUAACCUCCUCUGCCGGCAUACAUGGAAGCCUAGUCAUCAACAUCCAACUACCAGACAACUAGGUUUAGCGAUCGUGAUGGUUAGUCCGUCGUGUGCUCCGCCGCCGAACGCCCUCUUGCUCAUGGGCUGCCAUUCCGCUUCGGAGAAGAACUACCUGGACGAGAGACAAGAGAAAGAACACAAGGAGUGGUCAAUAAUGGCUGGCAUUAUCGGGUGACUAAUUGGAUUCAAGAAAUUAAAUCAGGGGCAAAAGAAGUAGAAGAGUUAAAAAUGGUCCUAUAUGGUCCUAUACGGGUCAAUAAGUAGUUUUUCAGUCCUAUUGAAGACCAUUUCUCCUUUAUAAACACCCAAUUGAAUCCUCGUACUUUUAAAAAACGCUCAAUUGGACUACUUAGCAGGUAAGUUACAGGUUCCCCAGUUACUUGCACGCGUGGCAGCCUUGUGGAAGCCCACAUGGCAAGUUUUUUUUCUCCUUUUUCUCUUUGUUUUUCUUUUCAUUCGUGGCAGCCUUGUAGCCCUGUUCCCCUUCACUUUCAUGAUCGGCAAAGAGUGGCCUGAGUGGGUCCAUCUUCGGAUCUUCCCCAGGUUUGUUCAUGUUUCAGAUUUCUAUUCAACACUGGGAAGCAUAUGCUCUGGCAGCCGUUCAGCCGUUUUGGCACCAAACCAACCAGCACUGGCACUAAUGUGGAAUCAUUGAGUAAUUAAUAGAGAUAUCAAAAUUAAAUAAAGCAGCACUUACACAAUGUAAAUCCAAGAACCCAUGAAAGCCAUAGCUACCAGGGGCACUGUUUUUAUUCAGCACAAAGUGGCCUAACAGUUUGGGAAAUUGUGGUGACCAAUUCCAGAUAUCUAACCCUCAAGUGGCUGGAAGGAGGAAGUGAGAAAUGUUUGAAAGGGGACCCCACUCUAAGUCAAGUGAAAGCAUCCUGGAAGACUAUAGUCAAAGCCUUAAAGAACCAAGGGGAAGGGUAUUACUUAUUGUGUGAGAGUUAUAAAAGGGAUGACAAUAUUGAAUAUUCAAAUAGACAGUAGGAUCAAGAUCAUUCUACUAUCAUUAGAAGAAAGGAGCUCUUUGAAAAAGGUAAUAGCAACAUUACUGAAUCACAAUUUCAUGUGAUUCAGUAAAAACAUUGUCAAUCCAAGAACCAUCAUCAAGCUUGAUUUUGUUGAUGUUGAGUUUAUGGUGUCUGGCUUUUGGUUCUCGAGGCACAGAAAGUCCUCCAGGAGACUAAAACGUAUCCAUUGCAUUGAUCGAAGGGAACCACCCAGCAGAAUGACAGAAACAUUUCAACCACAAAGCACCCCUCAAGAACCAAUAUUUCUGCAAACUCAUCGCCUUUCAGAGCACUUAUAUCCUCCGAAUACGAUUCUCUAGCCACUUCUGCCAAUCCUUCGACAGCUUUUAUGUAAUCAUUACAAAAAUUUAUUUAAUACCUACAAACUAUAACAAAAAGUUAUUGAUAUCAUUUUACUUCCAAAUAUAAGUGAAACAU
Molecule: messenger RNA, 1708 nt
Organism: Cuscuta europaea
Lineage: Eukaryota; Viridiplantae; Streptophyta; Magnoliopsida; Solanales; Convolvulaceae
Source: the annotation of a GenBank genome assembly